Messenger RNA from Trichoderma harzianum CBS 226.95, 879 nucleotides. RefSeq lists its product as hypothetical. The record is from RefSeq and is a predicted model, not a curated record. Gene Ontology annotation, biological process: DNA-templated transcription. The transcript has 4 exons. The coding region runs from base 1 to 879 and encodes 292 amino acids. Lineage: Eukaryota; Fungi; Ascomycota; Sordariomycetes; Hypocreales; Hypocreaceae. Gene Ontology annotation, molecular function: zinc ion binding; DNA binding.
AUGGCCUCUCAGGAUGUGCCAACGGGCCCAACUCUACUACUUCUGGAGACACCACACCAAAAACAGCUCACGGAACUGUACUUUCGCAAUUUCCAUGGAUACUGGCCCAUUUUACAUCAACAGACAUUUCGAAACACGACACAGCCGCCAAAGGUUAUGCAGGCCGUCUUGACUGUAGGCCUGUGGACAGUGGAUGAGCCCGACACAAGAUCCCAGGCCGGGAUAUUUCACGACGCAAUACUUCGAUGCCUUGACAAGGAUCUUUUCAACGUCAAAGACGGCUACGGUUUACCUAGACCCCCUCGACAAGAAUACUUGCCGGAUCUUCAAGCCUUCGCAAUCUCGCUCGGUCUAGCAGUAUAUAGAGGGAUACAUACGUUUCCAUCAUCUAUUAUUAAUGGAAAGCAUCUUGGUAAGCUGUUUCAUGGAACUGGCGUUUUCGACCAGGAAAGAAUUGAUGCCGAGAACUUGAACCCGGUAACUCGAGAACAAUAUCAACGGUGCACACUUAGGCUUCCUCUGGCUCUAUUCAAGAUCCAAGUGCACUUGAACUCACUCUUGAUAAACAAUUUUCCUCAAUUUAAGCCUUUCGAAUACCUCGCUCCGCGGAUGCUCAAUGUCCGAGUCCCGUCCCCAGAAAGAUUAUGGGAAGGAGAUAUAAGUGACUUGUUUGGAGAAAAUGAGUGCAACGUCUUAAUUAGUAGCAUGUUCUUAGAUAGUGCGAGACCGAAUGACUAUAAAAACUUGUCGUUAGUGAUUGCAUGGGACUUUACACUAGGAAUGGUCCUUGGUUGUUUCUUAACAAGGCAUCCUGGGGAAACCUAUGUUGCUUUAAUACAAAGGAUAACGCCAUUCUUAGACUUUCACAUAACUAAAUAA